UUGUAAUCGUCGACAUUUAUUUUGCAUUGCAGCAAGUGAAGUUUUAAAGUUUUUCGAUAAUCACAAAAGUUACUUAAUACUUCUAGAUAAGUGUUAACCAAUGUUUAUCAGUGAAAUUAUAAUGGAUUGACUUGUUGGCAGCUGUAUACAAGUUUAUUUUUGCGAUGGAUAGUGUAAUAUAACUGUUUAUGUUUCGUGUAGGUGGCUGUCCCACAGACCGAUGUGAAAGUGUUUCGCAUAAAAUUUUGAUACUAUUGUUCGGAUUCGUCCGGGUUACUUGGGAAAAUAGUGUUUAAUUGUGACUUGCGCAAGUUAUUGUGUGUCGGCGAUGUGUUGCAUUGGAUUUCAUUGCAUAGUCCGUGGAAGUUACUGAGUGUGUUCGACAUCAAAAGCAAUUGAAAUGAGUGCCCCGAAUAAGGAAUACAAAUACUCAUCAUCAGACGAUGACGGCGGCGGUUCAGACCUGAGCUCCGACAGCAGCGAGGACGAGGUGACGGAGCACGUGACCCGCUCUACGCCACCGGCCAACAUGGCCGCCGCCAGGGCACAGGUGCCAACGAUCAGCGUAACGCCACAUAGUCCAGGCGUUCUCGAUGACAGUUUGCAACAGUUACGACGACUACAUGCCGUCGUGCAGCGCAUGCGCGCCGCGCCUCUGCCGUUGUUGGCGACAGGCAGCAGUCGUCUAAGCACCUCAUGUCCAUCUUUAUGUAAAGAUGGCGCGCCUGAAGGCGACUGCUCUUCACCAACCCAUCUGGACUUCUACGCUCAAAGCAGGAAGGGGAGCGGCGAGUCCCGUCAAUGGAGUUUGUGGGGGGAGCGCCGAGACGAGGGCCGCAGGAGCUCGUGGGCGGCGCUCGAGCCCGGGCCGCGGGGUCAUGACGCUCAUAGGCAGAGGAGUACGCUCAAUGGACACAGCGCAUCUCUCUCUUCAAUGGAGUCGGAGGGGGAAGUGCCGCGUCCGGUGCGCCACUCCACUCACUCGCUCAACGACAAUGAUUUAGCGAAAGACUUCGAGAAAGUAACAGCAACGCUCCGCGCGAACGCGGCCGCGGCGGAAGGGGCGCGUCUGAUGGCGCGUCUGCCGCUACAGAAGUCUGUGUCCACGCCGAGCAUCGUGGCUGCUAUACAACCUCAACAGCCCCAACCUCCGGCUAACAACCUGUCGCCGGGGGGUGCGACAGAGACGGAAAGCGACGAGGACGCCUCCGCCGCGACCGUGGGGGCGACUCCGCAACUCACUGGGAGGCGGAACAACACGCAUCAAGAACAUUUGGGAUUACAUCGACUGGCUUUCUUGGAACAAGCAGCGUUUGACCACCACGCCGAGAAGAGGCGGAAACGGGGAAGUCUGUUCUUUAGGAAGAAGAAGGACAAGUCUCGCAAGGCGGCGCACGCGUGGUCGGCAGCGAGCGCGGGCGCCGACUGCGAUUGGUGCUCGCGCCCGCUCAGCGACAAGCCCGCCCUCUAUUGUGACAAUUGUACCAUGACAGUACACCAGAAUGUAUGCAAAGACUACAUAGUUGAAUGCAACAAACCAAAAUCAUCCAAGACCUCUGUUGGUAAAUCUCUGAGUGCGAGUAGUGGAAAGAGCAGUAAGCGAAGUUCCGUUUCCGGCCAGUCACAAAAUUCAAAUAGCACGAGUCAUGUAUAUAACGACGACAAAGACGGAUCUGAUCAUAAACAUGAUCAGAGCAACGCAUCAGACGACGCCCUGGUGACCGAGUGGCCGGAAGUAUACCUGACCGCAGACCAGCUGGGGGAAGCCGCCAUACUGCUCGGGCUGGGGGCCACCGAGCCGGACACGUGGGCCGCCGGGGCGCCCAAAGGACUCGCAAAAUCCUUGGGCGAGCGGGAGACGAAGCGACAGGAACACAUCUACGAACUGAUUUUGACAGAGAAACAUCAUUGUCUCACAAUACGACUUAUGCAGAAGAUGUUCGUAGCGGGCAUGAUGCGUUUCUCCGGCGUGUCCGCGUCGCAAGUUUCCAGAAUGUUCCCGCGCGUCGACGAACUAUGGUCGCUUCACGCGGAGCUGCUCGGGAAACUGAGGAACAGGCAGAGAGCUUCUACCACCGUCACGUCUGUAGCCGAUAUACUGGCCGAGACCUUCGCGCCGCCGGCCAUGAUCAAACUCAAGUCUGCUUAUGGCGAGUUUUGUUCGCGACACCGUGACGCAGUGGAAGUGUUCAAGGAGUGUUGCACGCGGGAACCGAAACUCGCUCGGUUUAUACGGAAGUGUCAACAGAACCCGUUACUUAGGAAGAAGGGUGUACCAGAAUGCGUGCUGUUCGUAGCCCAGAGGCUGACAAAGUACCCUCUUUUGUUGGAGCCGCUAUUGAAGACUGCGGGUGAUGAUACAAAUGAAAGAGAAUUACUGCAGAGGGCGCUUUGUGGAGUGAAGGAAAUCCUAGUAGAUGUUGAUAACCAGGUAGCUGCAAAAGAGCGAGAGGACAGAAAACUUGAAAUUUACCACCGGAUAGACGCGAAAUCUUUCGCAAUGUUCAGAGGAAAUAAAUUCAAGAAGAGUGAUAUACUGCAAGGGAACAGGAGUCUUAUGUUCGAAGGAGUGGCAACACUAAUGCAAGGCCGCAGCAAGAUGCAAACUCUUCUAGUCGUUGUUUUGACAGAUUUGUUGUUCUUCCUGCAUGACAAUAACAACAAAUACACGUUUUUCACGCCCGACAACAAGACCGGCGUAGUUCCCCUACUAAAGCUUCUAGUCCGAGAGAAGGCCGGCGCCGAAGGAAGAGGCCUAUAUCUCAUCUGUAGCGGGCCCGCAGAACCAGAAAUGUUCGAACUCAGGGUCCAUAGACCUAAAGAUAUACAGCAGUGGAUACAGGCCAUACGUGCGGCAGUAGCCCGUUGUCCGUCGUCAGUUUCGGAGGCGGAGGCCGGCGUUGCAGCCGUCACCGCGGAGGAUAGACAGAGACAACUCUCAAUGCAGCACGAGAACAUACGACUCAUCACCGAGGCGCUUCGAGCCAAAGACAAGGAACAAGCAACGCUUCUAGAAGAGAAGAUGGCGCUACACAUGAAGAUGGUCGGCUACACGGGGAACUACACUCUGGAUGUGCAUAACACUGGAGUGAAUACGGUGUUCCCGGGUGGGUUAGUGUUUCCUGACUACGUGAGACUGUCUGCCCCGUCAGCCGACACGCACGCUUUAUGGCAGGAAGUCUGCAAGGUUGUCAAGGCGGCGCUGGAGGCGGGCAGCGGCGCGUGGGCGGGCGGCGCGGCGCUGGGCCGCAGCACCAGCUCGGCGGGCGAGCGCCACUCGGCCGCCUACGAGAGCCCCGCGCUGCCGCGCCGCGCCGACACCUUCGCCGGCUUCGACGCCGCCCGCCACAGGGGCGUUGCCCUGCGAAUGUCAACGGAGACGCCGACGGAAACGGACGCGGCGGAAGUAGCCGAAGCCGGUGACGUCAUGGAGCCGCCGCGCCUGGUGGAGUGCGUGGGCGCAGAUGCGGCUCUGAGUCUGCAGCACGCUAUAUACACUCUCAGCUGUAUCGUGUGGCAGCAGAUGACCUCUAUACACAGUUUGGAAGCACAAGUAUGUGCAUGGCGAUCUCACGGCGGCAACGCGGCGAGAUCGCACGACACACAACUAGAGGAACUACGACACGCCCAAGCGAAACUGACGGCCGAUAGAGCCGCCUGGGAGGCUCAGAGGAACGCUGACAGUCAGGCUAUAGCCUUGGAGAAGCGCGAAUUGGAAGCGGCUCGCGAGGAACUAAUGGAGCUUCAGAAGGACGUGGAACAACAGAGGGAUAGACUGUAUAGAAGGCUGGAGAGGUUGCAGCAACAUGGUGGAUCUCAGGAGGAAAUAGCGACAUUGUCACCAGACUCGAGCGUCAGUGACACCUCGCGAAGGAAAGAGCCUUCUAAAUGGCGGAACAACCGCGGCUCCACCGGGUCGGAGUCGGCCGCGGCCGCCAUGUGCGCCCCGCGCGGCGCCGCGCUGCCGCCGCCGCAGCUGCUGUCCGCGCACAACGAGAGCCGCGCCACGGUGCGCGCGCCCGCCAUGCCGAUGGUGAAGCAACAACUGCCAUUGAAGUUAGCGAGCGGUAAAAGUCAACAACAAGCGCCGCCAGGCUACCACAGGCUGCACGAGUCUCCCAGCGAGCAUAACCAAGGCUUAGUGAUACAACACACUCGAACUGGCAGUUCGCCGGCUCCACUGCCAUCGCAACAACAACAACAGAUCAACAACAAGGCAACUAGAACAAACACUUACCCAAAGCUGCCCGAGAAAUUCCGCGUUCGUUCCCCCGAGGCGCCCCCGGAGGAAGAAGUGAUAUAUUUCUGACGGCCCUCGUCCGCCACCGACCACUCGCGAUCCUGAGGGUGUCGCCUCUCAUAGGCACUGUCUACUGUUAUAGUCAGAUAUGUAAUCCAAUAAUACUCUUGCAAUCAGAUGAAGAAAAUUACUCGCCAGCAAAAAUACGUCGUAUUGGGUUUAAAUCACUGUUUUUAUGUGAGCAGUUAUAUGAACCUGUAAUUCAUAGUUGAGAAAUGAUAAUAAUGACCUUAAAAAAAUCGAUGGAGAAAAGUCGCGAGCGUAAAUGUAAUAAUACGAACAAAUAAUUGGUAUUGCCAAUUCUCCCCAAGGUUUUAAUAAAGUAAUGGCGGUAGCCUAUGUUGCCACCACUGUCUUCUGGCACAGCCGGAUACGUGAUCCUAUAAUUUAAUAGUUGAAAAUUUAUAAAUAUGUCUUUACUUUAAAAAGAAAAUCAGGUAAGAAAAUUAUAUGUAAAUAUAAUAUUGGUGUUGCCAUCUUUGUCUACUGUGAAAAUCUGAAAAUGUGAACUUAAAAACCAGCUGAUUGAUUCUAUAAAUUGACAAUAUUUAAUUGUUGCACCUUCAGUAAAAACUUCCAAAGUUUACUCAAUGGACGAAUUCAGUAAAUAGGUAUACCUACAACUGUUGGCGAAAACUAUUUUCAAUCAAAGUUAAUAACUUAUACAUUUUAGUUUUACAAUUUUAGAGCAAUAAGAUAAUAAAUAUUUUUCUAAAUUAUUUGUGGGGGUGACAAAAUAUUCUUACUUUAUUGGGACCAUUCAAAGAUAAUUAUUAUUUAACGUAUAGUACAAAUCUAUACAUUUCAAUUAUCAUGACAUUCCAAUUGAACGAAAAUGAUCUCUUUACUUGUGUAUUUAAAGUGUAAUUUAUUUUAAACAGUAUUGUUAAUGCAAUGAGACAGCUACUUAUUUUUAAUUUUAUUAUGAAUAAUAAUAUUUUUAAUGAUCAAAAGCUAAUACGACAAAUGAAUUUUAGAAAAUAAUUAAUAACAUUCGUUAUUUAAAUUUUAAAGAACAACAAUAAUAACCAAACUUAUGGAAAAAAAAACGGACAUCUCUGAUGGUGUAUUAGCUAUAUUUUAUAAAAGAUGUAUUAAAUUAAACAAAAAUGCAAAUACACAAAUUUUCCUACACUAGUUGAAAAAUUACCAUUCGUAAAUCGAUCUAUUUUAACUAAUCAAGUUGUUAAAAUUGUUAAUUGUAAAAACUGAUAAUAGUGGACGAAGUCUAAAGGACUAAUUAAAUACUUAGCGGUUUAGAAAUUGUUACAUUAGUUGUUUCCUAAAAGAUCGUAAUGUUCAUACUAAGGUUGUUUGCACUGUGGUAAUUCUUACUGCAUUUUUUUAAUCAGUGAAAGGAUCUAAUGUUCAGUUCAGUAAUAUAUUUGUAAUGCAAAGUAGAAAAUUAAAAACAAAAGUUUUGACAACUUAUUCACACGAUUUUGGUAUAAAUAAAAGUUAAUUCUUCCUUUGAGAUAUUUUUAGUAAGUUUACUAGGAUUUUAUAUAUAUACGUGUUGUGCCAAAAUACUGAAUGAAUCGCCUAUUUCACACUUUAAUAAAAGUAAACAAAUAUAUUCUAAUGCGGGCAACACAAAAAUAUCCUGUUUAUCAUGGAUUUUUAAAAUGAAAGCGCAACCAGUUUGCAUCCUAGAUUUUAUAACAUCUAAAUAUAGAUAUACUUUAUAUACAGCUGUUUCCUAAAUCCUACACCAAAUAACGACGCUAUUUUCCUAUAACUCAAAAUAUAAAAAGCUUCCAUAUUUUUAUCUUAUUGUUAAAAUUAAAAAUGUUAAAGUAAAUGUCGCUGUGUAACGAACUUGCUGGCAAAAUAAAAAUCACAACUUGACAACUCACCUUUUUUUGGUGAGGGACACAAAUAUGAAUUUAAUAAUUAUAGUUUGUAAUAUGUAGAGUGGUUUAAAGAAUAAUGGAAAAAGUUGUUGAAUUGCGUAAAGUUAAAUUUAUAAUACUGUAUUAUAAUACAGUACUGUAGUAUAAUAGUGUAUCCAUGAAUCACAUGUCUACGUUUUACAAAGUAUAAUUAGUGUGACAAUGUUUGAACUGUACUGACUGCCAAAUAUGGUUUCAAAUCGAAAUAUUUUACUGUUGCUCAAAAAUUGUUUCAAUAAGAAAAGACGGUGACAUAAUUAACAAAUACGUGUAUUUUCUGAUUGGUGAAUAAUUUUUCGAUAUGAAGUCGUAUUUAAGACUUAUUGUUCUUAAAGCGCGUGCACUUAUAAAAAAUGUAGGUACAUUAGAUCACAUAAAAAUGUAUACCACUCAAGAAUCAAGGUGGGUAUACCUUUAUAUGUAGUCCACUAUAUGCGCGCUGUAAAAUUGACUUGUAGAAAAACUGUUAUCGGUGUAAAUAUGUUGAAAUGUUUAUUAAAUGUAAUAGGAAUGUUAUAUCCGCGAUUAUCAAGUUAUAUACAUUGUCUAACGUUUAUAUCAUAAGAAUGGCAAUUGUAUUUUUAAAUUUCCAUUUCAUGAUACGCUUUGGAACACGUUUUUGCUUCUUUAAGCAAUUGUUAACACUGCUUUUAAAACUAUGUUUCUUUUUAAUACAAGGUACUCACAAAAACGUAAAAGAUCAAUUUCUGUGGUCUGGGUCGAAGUAAAAUAAAUAAAUGCUAGUAAAAAAGCAAUUGUCAUUCUAACGGCCGAAAUCUCGCGUGGAAAUCGAAAAAAAAAAUUUUUACAUUUACUCAGAAAAAAAAAGAAAAUAAUGUCUGACCGUGUUUUCGGCUGUUACGCAUAUAUUAUAGGCUUGUGUGCAGGCAUUAUGUGCAAUAUGAACGCUUAGAAGGGAUAUAGACGUGACUGUAUGUAUGUAUGAAUCUGAAAUUAAUUUUACAUUUUUAUUUUGGUACAGUGAGGAGCAAAAAUCAUAUUUUUGUGGCUACAAACUCGUAAGGGCCUUAAUAGCCUUGAUGGUUACAAGACUAUUAAGGGCGAAAAGAGUAUUCAAACAUUAUUGCUCUAUGCUCCCUAGUGAAUUAAUAUUUAUUUACAAUAAUGGCAGCUUUAAUUUUUUGGAUGAUCGUCUUUUUUUGACAUUUCGCUUUAUACUCAAGAGUCAGAUCUCUAUGGUUUCUAUAUUUUAUUUGAAAAGUGAUCACAACAUUAUAUUUGUAUGAAAUACUUGCACACAACAGUUGUUUAGCUCUUAAAAUACUGUUGUUAAAGACCUUAUAAGACUAUGUAACUAUUUUUCGUGCAUUUACUGUAAUACUUUUUACUAUUUAGUGUCUAGAGAAAGUGAUAUUUUAAACUAUUUUCUUGUUUAGGAUAUCUUUUCAUACUAUACUGUAUAUAUUAACGUUGAUGUUUGAAUAUAUUGUAAGAUAUACUAUGAGGAUAUGUCAAAUGAAUUAAUCAGAUUUUAAGUAAACAAAUAUAUGAAUAUAUGUGUUGCAAUAAAAUUAUUGGGAAUAAACUAAUCUAUGGAAUCAUGGCAAUCAUAGACGGUAAAUGUUUUGGGAGAUUCGUGUUUAGCAAAGUAAUAAUUGAAAUUAUAUGGUACAAUAUAAACUGUUCUGUCAAGUACAUAGAUUAUGUCAGAAGAACUCUUCCUUUUAAUAAGUUAGGGCCGGCUCAGACGGCGACCCUUAAACACAAUUUUGUUAUAAGUACUCUAUUUUGUCACAUAUUAAGCAUAAGUGAGGCUUACUUAGGCUUAAAAUAAAUUAUUGUACCAUGUAUUUUCCACAUUUGAACCGGUCUUGAAAACAUCAUGACAAUAAAAUAUAAAUGUUAUAGUUUCUCUCAAUAUGAUUGUGACACCAUAUGAACUCCUUGCAACUGGGUCCAUAUUGGGUCCCAUAAAUUGUAAUGGCGUUAAUUAAAGUAUGCAUAAUAUUUGUUGGCAUAAUCAUCGUUUUGCGUUUUCAAAUGCAAAUCUUUUUGAGAUAAAUCAUGCCAUUUAAUGUUAUGCAAGAUUCAAUAAAUUAUGUCAUUAGAAAUUAUGCAAUUCAAUACAAAUCCCGUGCAAAUAGAAGUUCUUAAAGUUAUUCAUCUUUCUAAAGAUAUAUUUUUACAUUUUUUAUUUGUAAUUCAGAUUCCAAUUUUAUGCAAUCGAUGGCCAGAAUUGUUGCAUUUAAAAUUGUUCCUUGUAUAAUAUGUAUACUUCUUGUUCAAUCGAUAUUUGAUAGGUCUAAGCGUCGCAUUUAGCCGUAUUUAUGAAAUAUUGAAAUUCGAACAUCACAACUAAUUGGUCUCUUUCCAACUGACCAUAGAGUAAAUACGGCCUGAAGUUUAUAGAUGAGGGAGCCACUGAGGUGCGUGAUAGGUCUCUGGUUACACUGCAGUGAAAUUUUGAUACGUUAAUAAGAAAUACAAUUAAGAAGUUAUAUAUUGCUUUUAAGUUCUGACGCUCUUUUUGUUAUUUGGAUAUAAUCUUAGUGUUACUGCUAAGAACAACCUAGUAUAAUUCAAAUGAUGAUUAAAAUAUUACCCUUUGAACUUUAUCGAACAGAUAUAAGGUUCAAUUUCUCUUAAAUAACCAUUGCAGUGUAGCCAGACUCUCUUGUAGAGAUGUGAUAUAUGCUUGUGAUAACGUAAAUGUGGCUACAAGACUAUGAACACUAGGAAAAUUUUCUAUAGACAAUUGGUGAAUGGUUCAUAUUUCAGGCAAAAUAUUGGGUUCUUUUUUUAUAAACUAACAGCCCUGUAAGGCGUAGCUUUAUGUCAUAUUCUACAUAAUGUGCUUUUAAACACACAAACAUGAUUAAGAAACCGGUGGUGUUUCCAUUAAUAAUGUUUAAUCUUAAUAAUUUUCCGUAAAUACCUUUGUAAAUAUCCAGUUAUUACAUUAACAUCUACUUUAUUAUGUGGUCAACAGUCCCAACUGAGUAAAGUUUAUUCAUUUGGACUGUUGAGGCGUAAACAAAUUGGCAUCUCAAUAGCAGCCCUAAGAUUGUGAACCAUUAACGGAUCGUAUAGUUUUACAAUAAGUUAAAAUUGAACCACCGCACCCAUUCUUAAAGUGCUUUUACGCAAUGAGGCUUCGUUGCUUUACAUUUUUAUAACUCGACGUCCGUGCCUUGCUGAGCAAAAUUAUUUUUAUUGGAAUCCCUGUAAUCAUUUUUAAUCGCGAGUUUUUUUCCACUUAAUAUUUUUACCUUUCAACGUAAGAUAACGGUGCCUAAACACAAAGCAAGAUAAACCUAUAGGUACACUUAGGGCAGAUAGAAAUAUAUGCCUCUUUCAUAAUAAACCAAAAUAGGUCGGGUAUAUCUCUCUCUCUAGCUCUUGUAUGUAAGUUAUAUAACUUUCUCGCUUUGCCAUAUAGGUUUAUUUCGCUUAAAAAGAUAUGGCACCUUUUAAUUUAUUGUUUAGUCACACGUCAGUACUUAAAAAUGUAGCAUAAAAAUAAGUUUCGUGGCAAUAUGUAAACAUUAUGUAAGUUAAGCUUUAAUCUAUUUUAAUUUGUCGUUUAGUAUUUAAAUUGGCGAAUUCCCUCCAUUUAUUUUAUUGAUUUAUGUAAACGACAAUACAAUGAUGUAUUGCUCAAUAUCGCUCAUGUUAUCCUUUUAAAUGUAGUUCCAUUGAUAUUAUAGGUUAGGGUAAACGUAUUAUCAAUUGCGUUUAAUCUAAGUUCUAUUUGGACUGCAAGAUAAUUGAUCGACUAAUAUUCGUUGUGAUCGAAAAUACGUUUGCCCCUCUCAGACCUACCAUGUAGUGUGUUUGAAUGUUACGUUCGCGAGAAUCCAUUCGAAUGGUUCAUAUUUUGUUUGUUUGAUCUAUGACAUCGCAGGCAAUGUCUGCUGUAUUUAGAAUAGAUAAAUGAAAUAAACAUUUACUUAGUAUCA
Molecule: messenger RNA, 10112 nt
Organism: Amyelois transitella
Lineage: Eukaryota; Metazoa; Arthropoda; Insecta; Lepidoptera; Pyralidae
Gene: cyst
Product: rho guanine nucleotide exchange factor 2
Exons: 34
Coding region: 401-4309 (1302 amino acids)
Biological process (GO): regulation of Rho protein signal transduction
Molecular function (GO): guanyl-nucleotide exchange factor activity
Source: RefSeq, a predicted model, not a curated record